Phytophthora sojae is the source of this 642-nucleotide messenger RNA. RefSeq lists its product as hypothetical. The record is from RefSeq and is a predicted model, not a curated record. The transcript has 9 exons. The annotation marks the transcript as partial. NCBI's taxonomy places the organism in Eukaryota, Oomycota, Peronosporomycetes, Peronosporales, Peronosporaceae.
UGCGUGUGUGUACGUGUGUGUACGUGUGCAGGACUGAUUGAGUGCGUGUGUGUGUAUGUGUCCAAUGGCCGUGCUUGCGUGUGUGUACGUGUGUGUACGUGUGCAGGACUGAUUGAGUGCGUGUGUGUGUAUGUGUCCGUCUGUGCGCGAAUGGCCGUGCUUGCGUGUGUGUACGUGUGUGUACGUGUGCAGGACAGAUUGAGUGCGUGUGUGUGUAUGUGUCCAAUGGCCGUGCUUGCGUGUGUGUACGUGUGUGUACGUGUGCAGGACAGAUUGAGUGCGUGUGUGUGUAUGUGUCCGUCUAAUGGCCGUGCUUGCGUGUGUGUACGUGUGUGUACGUGUGCAGGACUGAUUGAGUGCGUGUGUGUGUGUGUGUCCAAUGGCCGUGCUUGCGUGUGUGUACGUGUGUGUACGUGUGCAGGACUGAUUGAGUGCGUGUGUGUGUGUGUGUCCAAUGGCCGUGCUUGCGUGUGUGUACGUGUGUGUACGUGUGCAGGACAGAUUGAGUGCGUGUGUGUGUAUAAUGGCCGUGCUUGCGUGUGUAUACGCGUGUGUACGUGUGCAGGACUGAUUGAGUGCGUGUGUGUGUAUGUGUCCGUCUGUGCGCGAUUGAGUGCGUGUGUGUGUAUGUGUCCGUCUGUG